Molecule: messenger RNA, 939 nt
Organism: Drosophila elegans
Lineage: Eukaryota; Metazoa; Arthropoda; Insecta; Diptera; Drosophilidae
Gene: Obp83ef
Exons: 2
Coding region: 46-792 (248 amino acids)
Biological process (GO): sensory perception of smell
Molecular function (GO): odorant binding
Source: RefSeq, a predicted model, not a curated record
GGAUGUUUUCGUAGCUACUUCAGUUUGUGCAUCGGCCGCAGAGAGAUGAGUUCCAGUUCCCCGUGGACGAUUUUACUCUGUCUUUUCCUGAUCAGCAGCAAGGUGCUUGCUGAUCUUUCUGGUGAUGCCCAGACGCUGGAGAAGUGCCUGCGGGAGCUGAGCUCGCCGGAGAACAUCGCCGGCGACCUGCAGAAGCUGGAGCGGUAUCCGUCGUGGACGCACGAGGAGCUGCCCUGCCUGAUGCGCUGUUUGGCCAGGGAGAAGGGCUGGUUCGACACGGAGGCCAACAAGUGGAGGCUCAAGCGUCUGACCGACGAACUGGGCGCCGAUGUGUACAACUACUGCAGGUUCGAGCUGCGGCGCACAUCCUCGGAUGGCUGCAGUUUCGCCUACCGCGGACUCAGGUGUCUGAAGCAGGCGGAGAUGCAUGCCGGCACCAGCUUGAGCAGCCUGCUACAGUGUUCCCGCCAGUUGAACGCCACAAAUGUGGAGCUGUUGCAGUACAGUAAGCUGAAGGCCAAGGAGCCCAUUCCCUGCCUCUUCCAAUGCUUCGCCGAUGCCAUGGGCUUUUACGACUCCGCGGGCAACUGGCGACUGGCCAAUUGGCAACAGGCUUUUGGACCCAUCGGAAAUGAGGAUUCAUCCUCCGCUGCGGACUACAGUGGCUGCCGCCUAAGUGAGAAACAGCGACAAGAGGCGGGCGACAAGUGCUCGUGGAUGUAUCAGGAGUACAAGUGCUGGGAGCGAAUAAACGGAAACGAGCUAAUGGAGGAGAUGAAGGCUUCUGCUUAAGACCUUAGUGGUAUUAGUGUCCUGCAAGGCACUCUUCCAAACCAAAAAUUAAUUUAAACACGCCUAGGAUUUUUAUUCGAACCCAUAAGUUUAGGACAAUCUUUUAAAAUGAUCGAUUUAAUUAAAAUUAUUUAAACAAUUCUAAAA